AUGCGACCAAAGAAGUUAUCUCCGAAGUUCGUCGGACCCUAUCAAAUACUAAGGAAGAUUGGCCCAGUAGCGUACGAGCUAUCCUUGCCUCCUCAACUGUCCAAUCUUCAUCCCGUCUUCCACGUUUCCCAACUCCGGAAGUACGUAGCCGAUCCAUCUCACAUACUGGAGUUGGAAGACGUUCGUCUUCGCCAAGACCGAACGCUGGAGAUGCAGCCGGUAUGCAUUGAAGAUAGUGACACCAAAUACUACAAAAGGAAAGCGAUCCGAAUGGUGAAAGUGGUGUGGGACGAAAAGACGGGCGACUCUACAUGGGAAGUGGAGGAUGCCAUGAAGGACUUAUACCCUCAACUGUUUUCGGAUGGAGAGACGUUGCUUAAGGAAACACUAGAAGAAGAAAAUUUGGAGGAAGCAAACCUCGUCGAUGUUGAAGUGAAGGUCGAACAGUAG
Messenger RNA from Vigna angularis (adzuki bean), 450 nucleotides. RefSeq lists its product as uncharacterized. Lineage: Eukaryota; Viridiplantae; Streptophyta; Magnoliopsida; Fabales; Fabaceae. The transcript is spliced from 2 exons. The coding region runs from base 1 to 450 and encodes 149 amino acids. The record is from RefSeq and is a predicted model, not a curated record.